Paramuricea clavata is the source of this 1041-nucleotide messenger RNA. NCBI's taxonomy places the organism in Eukaryota, Metazoa, Cnidaria, Anthozoa, Malacalcyonacea, Plexauridae. The record is from the annotation of a GenBank genome assembly.
AUGAAAAAUUCCUUAAGACAAAGAUUGAAAAAAUCUCCCAGUGACUAUCUCCGCCACAAGUUUAAAACUCUCAGAGCCACAAUCAAGCUUAUGAUAAAAAUCAGCCGAUCCAACUACAUUUCCUCUCUCUGCACAAACAUCCAAACCAAUUCCAAACGUUUCUGGUCACUAUUUAAACUAAAAGGCGCAACACGUUCUGUCCCGGAAAAAAUUUCAAUAAAAACAAGUGUCAACAAUGUUCGUGAGUAUGCCGAGAAUCCUAGGGACAUCGCAACACUUUUCAACCGCUACUUUGUAUCAAUCUUCUCGAGUGAUCCUAUCAAUAUUGUUAAUCAACAAUCUAUAUCCGAAACCACUGACACUAUUUUUAAUGACAUUGUUUUGUCGGAAGGAACAGUGCGCUCAGUUUUAAGAAAUCUUGAUAAGAACAAAGCGCACGGUCCGGAUGAAAUCCCAGCAAGAUUACUUACCGAAACUGCAUACCAAAUCGCUCCAUCUCUAUGCCUUCUGUUUAACAAGUCCUUAAAAAGUGGACUAGUUCCUCGAGAAUGGAAACUUGCCAAUGUUGUACCCAUCCACAAAAAGGGGGAUAAAGAUCAUGUAGAAAACUAUCGGCCAAUUUCUCUUCUCUCACUUGUCUCCAAAGUCUUAGAGCGUUGCGUGUUCAUUAGUAUCAAAGAACAUGCUUUCAGUCAAAUAAAUUCUUGCCAACAUGGCUUCAUUUCAGGAAAAUCAUGCGUGACACAACUAAUUGAAGUUUUAGAUACCAUCGGCAGCCAAUUAGAUCUCGGAAAGCAGAUUGAUGUGAUCUACCUGGAUAUGUCAAAAGCAUUUGAUAAGGUUAGUCACGUACGUCUUCUACAUCGUCUCAGAGAAUUUGGAUUCGGAGGAAAUCUCUUAAUGUGGUUUAAUUCUUACUUGAAAAAUCGCCAACAACAAACUACUUGUUCUCGGUGCAACAUCGACAGCACCACCAGUAACAUCCGGAGUACCACAAGGUUCCAUUCUUGGCCCGCUACUUUUCCUCUUAUAUACCAAUGA